Molecule: messenger RNA, 975 nt
Organism: Camelina sativa (false flax)
Lineage: Eukaryota; Viridiplantae; Streptophyta; Magnoliopsida; Brassicales; Brassicaceae
Source: RefSeq, a predicted model, not a curated record
AUGUUGGAAGAUGACGAUGAUGAUUUUGAUGAUGUUAAGUUGUUAGAAAGGCUUAAUAAUGAGAGGUUGAUUCAUAGAACAUAUAGAGGAGGAGGAUGGCGUCAUGUUCAGCUACUAAUGCAUGGAUCAGACCAACAGUGCUAUGAUAUUCUACGGAUGAAUCAAAGAACGUUUGAAGCAUUAUGCAGGAUGCUUACUACGAGAUAUGGUUUAGAAGAGAACAGAGAUAGAGGUUGCAAUGUUCACACUGAAGAAGCAGUUGCUAUGUUUCUUGAGAUGGUUGGUCAGGAUAAAACCGUGAGAGAGAUUGCUGUAAGGUAUCAAAUAUCAUUGGAUACAGUGAAGAGGAAACUUGAUGAAGUUUUAAGCGUUAUUCUGAAGUUUGCAGCAGAUACGAUAAAACCGGGAGAAGGAGAAUUCACAAGGGUAAGCUCAGUUCUGAGAAAUGAUGAUCGAUAUUGGCCAUAUUUUAAGGAUUGCAUUGGAGCACUUGAUGGAACACACAUCCCAGUUCGUCCUCCAAGUACAAAUGCAGAAGCUUACAGAGGAAGAAAAUUGGAACCAACUAUGAAUAUCCUUGCUAUAUGUAACUUCGAUAUGAAGUUCAUAUAUGCAUAUGUUGGAGUACCAGGUAGAGCACACGAUACAAAUGUGUUAACUUAUUGUGCGAAGAAUGAAGUUUCUUUUCCACAACCGCCAAAUGGGAAGUAUUAUUUGGUUGACUCUGGAUAUCCCACAAGGACAGGGUAUCUUGGCUCGCAUCAUAGUGUUAGAUAUCACCUUGAUCAGUUUACUAGAGGAAGACCACCACAAAACACGCGAGAGUUGUUUAACAGGAAACAUUCAGGACUACGAUCAGUGAUUGAGAGGACUUUUGGAGUUUGGAAAGCAAAAUGGAGAAUCUUAGAUCGUAAGCAUCCUAAGUAUGGGUUGGCUAAGUGGAUCAAGAUUGACAAUUCUUGGGUUUACCCCUAG